AUGGGCGGCGGCGGCGCAGCCGCACUCCUCUUCAAGGGCCUGCCUGCCGCGGCGGCUCUGCCUCCGCCGCCCUCUCCGCCUCUUCUACCCGACAUGGUGCAGCUGGGCUGCGAUUUCGAGGUCGACACUUGCGUCUGGACCGAUCCCACGCCGGACGGGUACUCUUGGACCCGCACGAGAGGCAGCACUCCAACGGCAUACACAGGCCCGAGCGGCGACCACACCACCGGCUCGGGCUACUACGUAUACACCGAGGCGGAACCGUGGACCUUCUACCGGCUCAAGAGCCCACCCUUCUCGCUCCAGCAGGACGCCACCCUCUCCUUCUUCUACCACAUGUACGAAGGAGGCAGCGCCAACAGCAUGGGCACCCUCUCCGUCGAGGCGCACGAGGACGGCAGCGGAUG
Emiliania huxleyi CCMP1516 is the source of this 407-nucleotide messenger RNA. RefSeq lists its product as hypothetical. The record is from RefSeq and is a predicted model, not a curated record. NCBI's taxonomy places the organism in Eukaryota, Haptophyta, Isochrysidales, Noelaerhabdaceae. The annotation marks the transcript as partial. Gene Ontology annotation, cellular component: membrane. The transcript has a single exon.